Rhineura floridana is the source of this 2041-nucleotide messenger RNA. RefSeq lists its product as uncharacterized. The record is from RefSeq and is a predicted model, not a curated record. The transcript is spliced from 12 exons. NCBI's taxonomy places the organism in Eukaryota, Metazoa, Chordata, Lepidosauria, Squamata, Rhineuridae. Bases 331 to 1980 code for a protein of 549 amino acids.
AUAACGCGGCCGGUGCUUCAUGGCGAGCGCGGCUCGUCGGGCCGCGGCCUCCCGUCAGCCUCCAUCCCCGCCAGCGCAUAAACAGGCUGUACAAGGGGGCGGGCUGCCGGGCAGGCUCCAACUACCGGGCUCGAGGAGGAAGAGGAGUGGCUGGCGGAGGAAGGAGAGGAUAAAAAAACUUUAUCCAGCGCUUGGGAUUGUGCUUGCAGUAAUUUGUACCUCAGCUGUUUCAUCCGCGUUGCAGCUUUUCCCCCAGUGUUGGGUCAGAAAGACCUUCAGAAUGAAAACCUAGAAGGGUUUUGUAUACCUCUUUGCAUAAUAUUGCGUGAAAUGGAGGAAAAGGCAAGAGGAGUAUCUGGACGCCCAAGAGCAAGUUUAUUCUGCCACGACCAGGCUUUCAGCAUCUCUUGGUUCAAUGCCUGCCUGCAGGAGACAUUACUGCCUGGGAAGCCGUGGCAUAAGGUUUUAGAGAGACUGGAAACUGCUUUCGCUGAUGAAAUAAAACACCAGAUAAGAGAUCCAAAGCAAAGAGAAAUGGCUUUCCAUCUCCUUGGCCAGAGCUUUGUUAGAAGAUAUUUCAGCGACUGUCCCAUUCAGCCUGAAUCACUAUCCUCCAGGGACAUGAGUGAGAUCAACAAGAUGAAACUGGAAAAAGCUACAAAAGUCUGGCUACAGAAUCAGUGCUUUAAAGCAGCAGAAAAUAUUCACUGUCGUUUCCGUUUGGACUUCCAGUUGCAUAUCAGACCUGAACUACACCCCCCUGUCCUCAGCUGCCCAGAGAGUGAUUUAUUACGCGAUUUGCUCUGUGCCAUAAUCUCACGAGAUUCUAAAAAUAUGUCAGCAGCGUGUGAAAGUCUUAGUGGGAAACUGCUUCCAAGGUCGCUUCGGCAAUUUAUUUGGAUUGAUAAACUCCUGAGGGCAAAUACUGAAAGACACAAGACUGAAGGACUCAUGUCUACCGAGAGAGAAGGCAGAGGAGAGUUUGGGCAAACCAUAGCACGGCAGAUGGCUGAACUGAAGCUCCAAAGUGCCACCCGCUCACCUCUUUCAGGUCUUAUUGAAAAUGCAGUUGUGGAGAAAUAUCGAAGCAUUCCCUGUAUGUGCCCCUUUGCUACAAAUGAGCAGAUGAUUUUGGAGACCAGCAAAAGCUUAAAUGUCUUGUAUGUCUUUGACGGUACCUAUGAACCCUACCUUAUCAACUGGCUUUUUCCUUUGCAAAUGGCAUUCGAGCAAAUCACGUCAAGAGCAGAACACCCGUAUGAAUUAGCCAUGUACUUGCAUUCUCUACACCAGAACCUAUUCCCAACUUGGGGGAAAAUCUUUGUAAUCGCUGAGUCAGUGAUGAGCCUUCUGGAGAAGGAAGAUACAGAACUCUUUGCUCACCUUCAACGUGCUUUCAGAAAGAAUAUCACAGUUGACCCUAAAGAUUUCUUGGUGGAACUGAUACUUCAGGAAAGAGAGAGCACUCAAGGGACCUGCGUGGUUAAAAAUGGAUUCCAACCAAGGCCGAACAAAACUAAGGAGCUGCUGGCAAGCCCAGUCGUUUUCCUCAGGAAAUGGAUGGGAGAGGGGUUUGUCGGUGUGCUGAACUUGCCUGCGGUCUUGUUCGUCUGGGACCAGCUCUUCACGCAAGACUGGAACCCGGACGUGAUGCAGAAUGUCUGUGCCUCCGUCCUCCUGUUGUUAAAAAAUUCCUUCAUGGCAGCAGAUGACUACCCAGCAGUUCAACAGGUGUUUCUGUCUUCGCCUUCCCGUCUUCUCACGGCCGAUAUUCAGAGGGCCUGGAUUUACUUGCAGCAAGGGGGCUUGCCUGCUGACGUUCCAGGGCUGAACAGGCUGAAUCAAAGGGAAGAGCUGAAGCCCAGUGGCAGAGCAUGUGCUUGGCAUGCAGAAGGUUCUGCGUUCAAUUUCCAGGUUGAGCUGAGAAUGCUUGAAACCCUGAAGAGUUGCUGCCGGCCUUGUCCCACAGUACUGGGCUAGAUUAUCUGACUUGGUAUGUUCCUAUCUUCCUUGGACGUCAACCACCAUAAUCUUGGGACUG